AUGUCUGAAGAACAAAUCGCUAUUGACUCUCCCCCUUCCUCCAUCGAAGGAUCUGUUGAAACCGUAACUACCAUUGAUUCGCCAAGUACUACUGCCUCCACUAUUGCUGCUACCGCUGAAGAACAUCCUCAGUUGGAGAAAAAGCCAGCUCCAUUGCCAUCCUUGAAAGACCUACCUUCUUUGGGUUCAAAUGCUGCCUUUGCCAACGUUAAGGUUAGCUGGGGUCCAAACAUGAAACCUGCCGUCUCUAACUCGCCAUCACCUUCCCCUUCUGCACCUUCAUUGACUACUGGCCUUGGGGCCAAGAGGAUGCGUUCAAAGAACAUCCAGGAGGCUUUCACUUUGGACCUGCAAUCUCAGUUGUCAAUCACCAAACCUGAAUUAUCCCGUAUUGUCCAAUCCGUCAAGAAAAAUCAUGAUGUUUCUGUUGAAUCCACUCUUUCUAAGAAUGCUCGUACGUUUUUAGUUUCUGGUGUGGCUGCUAACGUUCAUGAAGCAAAGAGAGAGUUAGUGAAGAAAUUAACGAAACCAAUCAACGCUGUCAUCGAAGUCCCAUCCAAAUGUAAAGCCAGUAUCAUUGGUUCAGGUGGUAGAACUAUUCGUGAAAUUAGUGACGCUUAUGAAGUUAAAAUCAAUGUUUCAAAGGAAGUCAAUGAAAAUUCUUAUGAUGAAGAUUUGGACGAUACUACAAGUGAUGUCUCUUUAUUUGGUGAUUUUGAAUCAGUAAACUUGGCUAAAGCUAGAAUCUCGGCCAUUGUUAAAGAAGAAACCAAGAAUGCCACAAUCAAGUUAGUUGUUGAAGAUGACAAAUAUCUACCAUAUAUUGAUGUUUCCGAGUUUGCUUCCAAUGAAGGAGACGAAGAAGUCAAAGUUCAAUUCUAUAAAAAAUCCGGUGAUAUUGUCAUUUCGGGUCCUCGUGAAAAGGCAAAAGCCACCAAGGCAUCUAUCCAAGAUUACUUGAAAAGAUUAGCUUCUAAUUUAGACGAAGAAAAGGUGAAGAUUCCAUCCAAGUUCCAGUUUUUGAUUGAUGCGGGAGAACUGAAAGAAAAAUACAAUGUCAUUGUCACCUUCCCAUCAACUCCUGAUGAUGAACUAGUGUCAUUUGUUGGUUUGCGCGACAAGGUUGGUGAAGCUAUCACCUAUGCCAGAUCUUCUUCGAAGAGCUACGUGGUGGAAUCUUUGGAUAUUUCCAAGGCUCAUAGUAAGAAUCUGACUCACGCCAAAAAUCUAAUCAUGUAUUUCACCAAAUACUCCGUUUUAAAGGGUCUUGAAGAAUCACAUCCUAAUGUUAAGAUAUCCUUACCAUCCAUACAGUCAUUGCCAACAGCUGAAACUGUCACCAUUCACAUCAGUGCAAAAUCUGAUGAGGCAAACGAUAUUAAGGUCGUUCGUAAGGAAUUAAUUUCAUUUGUGAACAAUAUUCCACCUUCUGAAACCCUGACUAUCACAGAUUUGGAUUACGAGUUGUUUGGUGGGUCUAUCAAACACUGUUUAUUAGCUUCUGAAAGUAGUGUUGCUUUUGUUCAAUUUGGUGAUUAUUAUCCAAAUGAUGACACUAUUUUGCUUGUUGCUUUAACUGAGGAUGAAGACUUCAAACCAUCUAUUGAAGAGAUUCAAGCUUUUUUAAAUAAGGCAAACGAGUCAUUAGACUCUCUACGUUCUAAGCAAAACAACAUGGAGACUAAAACUUACGAAUUUUCAGGGGAAGUUCAAGAUUCAUUGUUUAAACCAUCUUCCGCUUCAUGGAAAUUGAUUAUGGAAGACAUUUCUGAACAAGAAGGCCACCUUCAAAUCAAGCUACAUACCCCUGAAGAAAAUCAGUUAACUGUUAGAGGUGAUGAAAAAGCUGUCAAAGCUACUAACAAAAUUUUUGAAUCUAUUUUGAAUUCUCCAUCUAACAAAAGCAAAAUGACUGUUAAUAUUCCAGCUAACUCUGUUGCCAGAUUAAUUGGUAAUAAGGGUUCCAACCUGCAACAAAUUCGUGAGAAGUUUGCGUGCCAAGUUGAUAUUCCAAACGAAGAAAACAAUAAUGCUGCUAAGGAUAAGACUGUCGAAGUUACUUUAACUGGUUUAGAAUAUAACUUGACUCAUGCCAAAAAAUAUUUGGCUGCCGAAGCCAAGAAAUGGGCAGACAUUAUCACAAAGGAACUAAUUGUCCCAAUUAAGUUUCACGGUAGCCUGAUCGGUCCACAUGGUAUUUACCGUAACCGUUUGCAGGAGAAAUACAAUGUCUUCAUUAACUUCCCAAGAGACAGUGAAAUUGUUACUAUUAGAGGUCCUUCCCGUGGUGUCAACAAAGCACAUGAAGAAUUGAAGGCUUUGUUAGAUUUUGAAAUGGAGAACGGUCAUAAAAUGAUCAUCAAUGUUCCAGCUGAGCAUGUUCCAAGAAUCAUCGGUAAGAAUGGUGACAAUAUCAAUGACAUCAGAGCUGAAUACGGUGUUGAGAUGGAUUUCUUGCAAAAGAGUACCGAUCCAAAGGCUCAGGAAACUGGAGAGGUUGAAUUGGAGAUCACUGGUUCUAGACAAAACAUAAAAGAUGCCGCCAAACGUGUGGAAUCUAUUGUUGCCGAGGCCUCUGACUUUAUCACAGAAGUCUUGAAAAUUGACCACAAAUACCACAAAUCUAUUGUUGGUAGCGGCGGCCAUACUUUAAGAGAUAUCAUCUCUAAGGCUGGUGGUGAAGAAAUCAGAAACAAGUCUGUUGAUAUUCCUAAUGCAGACGCCGAAAGCAAAGAUAUUACCGUACAAGGUCCCCAAAAGUUUGUCAAGAAGGUUGUCGAGGAAAUUAACAAAAUUGUUAAGGAUGCUGAAAAUAGCGUCACCAAGACCCUUGACAUUCCAGCAGAAAGAAAAGGUGCUUUGAUUGGUCCUGGUGGAAUUGUUCGUCGUCAACUAGAAUCCGAAUUUAACAUUAACCUAUUUGUUCCUAAUAAGGAUGACCCUAGUGGCAAAAUCACUAUUACCGGUUUACCAGAAAAUGUCGAGAAGGCUGAGAAAAAAAUCUUGAAUGAAAUAAUCAGGGAAAAUUUUGACCGAGAAGUCGAUGUUCCAGCCUCUGUUUACGAAUAUGUUUCAGAACGUGGUGCUUUCAUUCAAAAAUUGAGAAUGGAUUUAUUCAUCAAUGUAAGAUUCGGUAACACUUCCAAGAAGGCUAACAAAUUAGCUCGUGCUCCAAUCGAAAUUCCUUUAGAGAAGGUUCGUGGUUCCACUGAAGGUGAAAAUGCAGAAAAGACUAAGUUCACCAUCGAAGAGGUUGGUGCACCAACUUCUUCUGAAGAAGGAGAUAUUACCAUGAGAUUGACAUACGAACCAAUUGAUUUGAGUAGUAUUCUUGACGACGAAGAAAAGGAAGUCAAGAAGGAUACUUCAAAUGAUUCGGCCAAGAAGGAAGAAGCUCUCGAUACUGCUGUAAAGCUGAUUAAAGAAAGAAUUUCCAAGGCACCAUCUGCUACAUAUGCCGGUUAUGUCUGGGGUGCUGAUACCAGAAGAUUCAAUAUGAUUGUUGGCCCAGGUGGUUCUAACAUCAAAAAGAUUAGAGAAGCAGCUGAUGUUAUUAUCAACGUUCCAAGAAAGUCCGAUAAAGUCAACGAUGUUGUGUACAUUAGAGGUACCAAAGCUGGUGUCGAAAAGGCCGGUGAAAUGGUGUUGAAAUCUUUGAGAAGAUAG
Saccharomyces paradoxus is the source of this 3666-nucleotide messenger RNA. It is a transcript of the gene SCP160, whose product is annotated as Scp160p. Gene Ontology annotation, cellular component: nucleus; cytoplasm. The record is from RefSeq and is a predicted model, not a curated record. Lineage: Eukaryota; Fungi; Ascomycota; Saccharomycetes; Saccharomycetales; Saccharomycetaceae. Bases 1 to 3666 code for a protein of 1221 amino acids. Gene Ontology annotation, biological process: nuclear division. The transcript has a single exon. Gene Ontology annotation, molecular function: mRNA binding.